This is a messenger RNA of Selaginella moellendorffii, 1305 nucleotides long. RefSeq names its product ribonuclease P protein subunit p25. Lineage: Eukaryota; Viridiplantae; Streptophyta; Lycopodiopsida; Selaginellales; Selaginellaceae. The record is from RefSeq and is a predicted model, not a curated record. Gene Ontology annotation, molecular function: RNA binding. The transcript has 8 exons. Bases 221 to 1120 code for a protein of 299 amino acids.
GGAUCUUUGCCCACGUGGCAAGUAUCGACGGUAGUGGCCACGCUAAAAGCUGAAGUGGUCCAGUCUAAACCCUAAACCACUAAGAGCCCUAAUUUCUUUGCUUGAGCGCCAAGCAUCCUAUCCGCCCCGCUCGUCGCCGGCGCGCACAAAUCUUCACGCGACGCGACGCGACGCUCUCCGGAUUUCCAUCGCGGCGCAGCCGUAGCCGAGCGCUCUCCUCAUGGAUCGCUAUCAGCGAGUGGAGAAGCCACGAGAUGAGACAUCGAUCAGCGAGAAUGAAAUUCGCAUCACGACGCAGGGCAAGACGAGAAACUAUAUCACCUACGCUAUCAGCUUGCUCCAGGUAGAAAAUUUUCUUCCUCUCUCUUUCCGGAAUUCACUUCUCUUUUCACAGGACAAAAGCUCUGACGUUGUCUUGAAGGCGAUGGGCCGUGCAAUCAACAAGACUGUCACCAUUGCCGAGAUUAUCAAAAGGAGGGUCGCGGGGCUUCAUCAAAUCACCACAAUCGGCUCCGCGGACUUCACGGAUACUUGGGAGCCGCUCGAGGAAGGACUUGUGCCUCUGGAAACGACUCGGCAUGUUUCUAUGAUCAGUAUCACACUGUCAAAGACGGAGCUAGACAGCACCUCAUCAGGAUAUCAGGCUCCUCUUCCUGCUGAUCAAGUGAAGCCGUUGGUGGAGCCGGAAUACGACGGAGAAGUAUCACCUCGAGGAGGCAGAGGCCGAGGCCGGGGGCGCGGACGAGGCAGAGCUCGUGCUGGAGGGAACGAAGUUGCGGUCGCUGACUACGGUGGUGGCUACGAUGCUGGUUGGGGGCGAGGCCGAGGUGGCCGAGGCCGUGGAAGGGGCCGCGGGUUCCAAGGCCGUGGUAGAGGCUAUGCCACGGAGUUUUAUCAGAACACCGGGAGGGGAAGAGGAGGCUACGGAGACAACGUUUACGAGGACAACCGGGGCCGCGGUCGAGGCGGAUACCAACAAGGCCGGGGCCGUGGUGGAGACGAGUACCAGGAAGUGGCGAACGAGGACGCCGGAGCAAGGGGCCGAGGCCGUGGUCGAGGAAGGGCAUUUCGUGGCGGCCGUCGGGGAGGCGGCAGACCCCGCGGAGGAUUUCAGGAAUAAGACGAGAUCUCUCUCUCCAUACUUCGUGGUAAAGCCUCUCUCCUCUAGCGGCAUCUUUUGUGUUGACAUAUAGACUAGCUGUGGUGGUAGUCACCCGAGUUUUCUUGCCUCUGACACGUUACAAUUUGGAGGUGUUAUAUUCCUUUCUUGUUUCUAACUGUACAAAACAAAAGCUUUUUUUACUG